This is a messenger RNA of Belonocnema kinseyi, 1017 nucleotides long. RefSeq lists its product as uncharacterized. Bases 1 to 1017 code for a protein of 338 amino acids. Gene Ontology annotation, molecular function: nucleic acid binding. The record is from RefSeq and is a predicted model, not a curated record. Lineage: Eukaryota; Metazoa; Arthropoda; Insecta; Hymenoptera; Cynipidae. The transcript has a single exon.
AUGCGGAACUACAUCACCGACUACGUGAAGGAAUACCAGAUGUGCGAGAGGUAUAAGCCAUCCAAUUCGAAGCCAGCUGGAAUAUUGAGGACACCAACUGCAAACAGAAGAUUUGAAGUACUUGCCAUCGACCUUUUCGGUCCUUUGCCACUCACAGCGGAAGGACUUCUACGUUUUGGAACUCCCCGACGAGUCAUCUCAGAAAAAGGUGUACAGUUCGUGGAAGCUGUCAUGCAACAAGUAGCUUUCUGUCUAGGAUUUAACCAGGCGCUAACUGCAGUUUACAACCCUGAAUCAAAUCCUGUGGAAAGGAAGAACAGCGAUAUGAAGACUCAAAUAGCCAUUUUAGUGGAAGGACAGCACCGUGAUUGGGCUAAGAAGCUACCUUCUAUUCGAUACGCAAGGAACACCAGCUUUAAUCAAACGACAGGACAUGCACCCUCAUUUCUAACUUUUGCUCGAGAAUUGAGGACGGCCGAUAAUGUUCAAGGUGACCAACGAGAAAUAGUGAUUGGAGAAAAUUUCGUUUCUGAGGUUGCACCUUACCUUAUGAAGAUAGCCGAUGUCAUGAAAGAUGUAAGGGAGGUGCACGAGAACGAACAAGACAAAAGGACGAAAUACGCUAAUCAGAAAAGAAGUGACGUCUCUGAGCAUAAAGUAUGGGACCUAAUUAUGGUUCGAUCACGCGUAAUUAGCAAGGCAGCCAAGGGCACCACGCAAAAGUAUGAACGAAAAAGGGAUGGGACCUAUAAAACAAUCGAAAAAAACUUAUCGACUGUCUACAAAAUUGGAAAUCCUGAUUCCAAUGAAUUCAUUACAUCGUCUCACACUGACGAUUUAACGCGUUUUAAGGGCCCAGCUGAGGGAGCAGUUCCAGCACCAGGAAACCAGAUCCGACGACGAGGUCGCUCCAAGAAGAUGAACACCGACCAGCAGAAACCAAAUACUGGAUCUUCGACGAGGACGUCAAAUAGAUCCAUAGGGGGAGCCUGUAACUCAAGGAAGAGGGGAAGAUAA